This is a messenger RNA of Aricia agestis (brown argus), 1349 nucleotides long. It is a transcript of the gene Teh1, whose product is annotated as protein tipE. Gene Ontology annotation, molecular function: sodium channel regulator activity. The record is from RefSeq and is a predicted model, not a curated record. Gene Ontology annotation, biological process: regulation of sodium ion transport. Lineage: Eukaryota; Metazoa; Arthropoda; Insecta; Lepidoptera; Lycaenidae. The transcript has a single exon. Bases 184 to 945 code for a protein of 253 amino acids.
AAUUCGUACUUGAACAAAUAAGCGAAACAGGAAUCGUCACUCCUAAGAGCUGUUAUAUGAAAAUAAAUAAUGUUAAAAAGAUGUAACGAAGACCUAAUUAAACAGCCUACAUAGUAGGUACAUAUUAGUCGACGAAAUAAAAUCCAUGCAUAAUAUCGCAGCGCGCAUGCGGGCGAGGCGCGCAUGCGCGGUCCGCGGGCCGCGGCCAGUCGGGUCGGGACCCUCGCAGCGGGACGGACCAGCGAGAUGCGCGGCGGAAGCUCGGAGCGGCUGGUAGUGCGGGCGGGGCGAAGCGGGGGACGCGGCGGGCGGCGGCGCGGGGAGGCGCGCGCGCGUCUCACUCGCUACAUCACGGUCCUGCUGGCGGCGCUGCUCGGGGGCGGCGGGUCCGCGCUGCUGUUCCUGGUGCCGUUGUACGCCGACCCCGCGCUCAGCGCGCUCGCCGCCGACUUCGACCCCGCGCCCGCCGACUGCGUCACCGAGCGCCGCGACGACCGCCUCGGCCUCGACAACUGUACGUGGGCGUCGUGCCGCGAGGGCUGCACGAGCGACGCGUACCGCUGCACGCAGCUGCACGUCAAGUACCGGCCGGCGGGUGGCGAGUGGCGGCCGGCGGUGCUAUUCGUCAACAUCAAGGGGUGCGGCUACCCGCCGGCGGUCGACUGCGCCAACUUCACGCUCAACUUCGGGUCGGUGGGUGCGCGCUACCCGUGCUACUGGUCGCGGGCUGAGCGCGGCGUGGUGGUGCCGAGCUGGUCGCGCGGGGAGCAGGUGGCGACGGUCACGCGCACUCUGGCGAUCCCGCUUUUCAUCUCGGGGUGCGCGGGCAUCGGGCUGUGCGCGCUGCACUGCGAGUGCCGGCCGCGCCGCCGCCGCCCGCCGCGCCGCCCGCCGCGCCUGCCCGCGCCCGUGCUCGACGACUCCGCGGUCUACCGCCUGGCGUAGCGCAGUGCCGACCCCCGAGACCGCGGCGGAUACGCGACCGUGAACCCCUCGGAGGACGAUGAGUGCUCGUGUGAAUCCUAGCGGCGCCUCCGAGACGAGGGGUAUGAUCCAAAUUGAACUGUAGUAGCUAGGUAGGCCCCCGCUGCGGCGGGCGUCGCGGUGUGACCCCGAUUGAAUCACCGGGGCCGUCGUUUGUGACCAAGUGCUCUUACUUUGAGUGGCAUUGGAUUAUUCAGUGCUCUGUCGAAUACGCUGUUUCCCCAGACUUGGUGAAUUACAAAGGUGAUACAGAAUUUUACCGUCUAAGAUAAAAGAUUUACUCCUGGGUUCUUGUAGCGACCCGGAAGUCGAGGGUUUUAUUAUGAUCUAGGAAGUAAAGAUGUGUUAUAAAUAUGUAAUAGUAA